Ictalurus furcatus (blue catfish) is the source of this 5907-nucleotide messenger RNA. It is a transcript of the gene fam135b, whose product is annotated as family with sequence similarity 135 member B. Lineage: Eukaryota; Metazoa; Chordata; Actinopteri; Siluriformes; Ictaluridae. The transcript has 15 exons. Bases 402 to 3773 code for a protein of 1123 amino acids. The record is from RefSeq and is a predicted model, not a curated record.
AGAGAGAGAGCGUGACAGGGGCACUUAUUCUUAAUUCUCUCUCUCUCUCUCGCUCUCUCAUAGCAUAAAGCGCGCUCCCGUCGGCAGCUGAAGCGCGUUCCCGCAGGCGGUCAGCGCGCGCCGCAGUCCCGUGCUGCGACUGAAUGGUGCGUAACCAUGACAACAGCGACAGCAGCAGCAGCGGCGGCGGCGGCAGUAGCGCGGUGAAGAGCCGCGCAUUUAUUCCUCCGAUGCACGGAAAUCUGAGCACACAUACACGCGCGCGCACACAGAUACACAGGAGCGCAAUACACACUCCACGUUAAUGCCCUAGGAGCGGACAGAACCGGGAGAGAACCGGGACAAAGCGGGGAAGGUGUGGACCGGAGCGGGGUCUCGCGGCACAGGUGAUGGAAUAGGUGAUGUCUGAAGUACAGGGCACUGUGGAGUUUUCUGUGGAGCUGCACAAAUUUCACAAUGUGGAUCUCUUCCAGAGAGGGUUCUAUCAGGUGAGGGCGGGGCUGAGAGUGUCGCCACAUAUUCCACACAGGUUUAUAACCACAACACCUGGACACACAGGUGAGUGCAGUUUCACAAAGCCUGGAGUCCACGAUGGGGUUGUGUUCAGUCGAAUAUUUCAGAUCCUUUACAGGAACGAGGAGGUUUCGCUGGAGGACCGUGCCAUCUUUCGAGUCCACCUGCUACUGGAUGGGGAGAGGGUGGAGGAAGCACUAAAUGAAGUGGACUUCCACCUGCGACUUGACCUGCACUUCACUGAUGUGGAGCAACAGUUGGCUGAUAUCUCCUCAGUGCCUGUGAUCAGCAGUAGGACUCUGGGUCUCCAUUUCCACCCCUGCAGCGGCCUGCACCACCACCUUCCCGUCAUGUUCGACUACUUCCACCUGUCUGUCAUCUCCGUCACCGUCCAUGCCUCUUUAGUGGCUCUACACCAACCACUGAUCAGUUUUGCACGCAGCAGUAAAGGGGCAUGGCUGGGAAAGGGCUCUCCAGAGAGUGAGGCUCCGCCUGCUAUGAUGUCAGUAGAGAACCUGAUGUUUGGGGCGGGAUACUGUAGACCCAUACUCACUGAGGGCAGUUUUUACGUGGCAUCAGAGAACUGCUUGCAGAGAGCUCAUACGUGGCACAGGACUCUCUGCCGCCUCCUGCUGGCUGCUUAUGAAGGCCUGAGCUUCUUCUAUACAGUGCUGAUGAAGGACAAUCCUCAAAUGCAGUGUUGUGAGAUAGAGGAGCUGCUGUUUGAGGAAUCACUGAACAAACUCACCAUCGAGUUACAGUUACUGAGUGGUCAUGAGAAAGUUGCCGAGCAGAUCUCUCGUGAUCUGUCUCAGCUGUGCGCCAGGCUUGCAUCUCUUUGGGCUCAGUUUGUGGAGGCAGCUGUUCCAAAUCCCCAGGUCCGCAGCUACCUCGCCCAGGAGCAUCAUAAGCUCAGGGUCAGGAGAUUCUCUGAGGGCUACUUCUUCACUGAACAUCCCAAAGAGUCUUCACUCACCUUUCAAGAGGAUCUCAUCAGUAGGCAUGCUCAGAUGGCUGUGGACUUGAGGAGUUCGGAGUAUCUCAGUCUUAUGCCCCCUCUCCCAAUUGAGUGCCUCGACAUUGAUGGUGACUGGAACAGUCUGCCAAUUAUCUUUGAGGACAGAUAUGUGGCUGCACCCUGUUUAGAUUAUAAUCCACAUGUGCCAAACCAUAUAGACUCAAACACUCAGAAAUCUACUAAUUCAGAUGAUACAGGGAAGUAUUCUAUCUCCCCAUUAGAGAGGAGACCUCAAUCACCAGCAAUAAGCCCUAAGGAUUCUGCCUCUAAAGAAUUCAUGGACCUACCCACCUACAUGGCUCUAAUUGGAAGAGAGAAGGACUUUGUCAUUGACAGAGAGGAGACUAUGGAUGAAUUGGAAAGUCCAGUCGGCUCUUUAGAUGAGAAUACAUGUAUAGACACAACUGAAACUGAGUUUGGAUCCAAAGUUGAAACAAUUGCUGACUGUCAUCAGGAGAGCGAGAUAAGAGAAUUGGAUAGAGCUAACACGUUAGAAGAAGAGACACAAUAUAUUGACAGAACUGGUUUGAAACAGAUAAAGGCCAGACCCAAUGACUCUGAACAAUACAAGGGGGAUGCAGUGCUGCUCAUUAAAUCAAAAGACAUGAAAUGUACUGAUCUCACUGUCCCAGAUAUUUCUUCUGAAAAUCACCAAUACAGUGAUUCAGAGAUCCAAGCAAUCUCUGAGAAACAUAGCAGCAAGGAAGAAGAGACAGUUUUGAAGGAUGCUUGCCCAGAAUCACCAGCAUUGGCCCAAGCAAAGAACACUGGAAGUGUUGAUACAUUGUUGACUAAUUCUUCUAUAACGGACGGACCAAUGACACCUCCACACAACACCAACAUUCUGCCGAUGGACCACCCCUUGUCUGAGACGCCUCCAAGAGCUGGGUUUCUGGGCAAGUUGAAGAUAAUGAAGCGUUCUUCCUCUGUGAUUUCUGACUCUGGUAUCGAAAGUGAACCCAGCUCCGUGGCCUGGCCCUUGGAUGUCCGUGCUGGGGUUGCUGGAAGUCGUGACCCCUUGCACCAUUGUCGCCGACGAGUGCAUCGGAACUCUCUGGAAGGCCUUCAGACUGAGAGCCACGGAAGCCUGCCCAGUGCUACACAAGCCUCGCUAAGCUCCAUUAGCUCCCUGCCCUAUGAAGAUGAGGACGAAGAACGACAAAGGCAACUGAAUACACUCACCAAAUCUGCUUCGGCUCCACAGAUCAACAGCCCUGACAACAACAAUGACAAUGUUAUCCAGGACCCAACCAAUCAAGGGAAGGUUGUACUGGAAACUUCCAGUCAGAUGAGAAAGAAAAUAGAAUGUGGCAGUGUAGUCGACAAACAGGAAAUAUCUAAUCAGGAGAUGUUUGAGGAGGUACUCUGCAAACAGAUGGGGACUUUUUUUCACAAGUUUGCAAAAGAAACACCUGAUGAAGCAAGUGAUUAUGAGGAUAUCAAAGAUUGUAGUGGUGUGUUGCAUGAUGGAGAUUCCAGCCUGCUUAAUGAAAACACUGAACUUUGUGACACUGAAUGUUGUGAACACAAGGGGUCAAACAUGGGUACUGAUAAUAAUCCUGAUAGUCACAGUUCUGAUGCCAUUAGUUUCCGUGACAUUCAACUAAGUGAGCUUGAGGAUGGUGAACUUGGGAAUAUCACAGAUGAACCAAACCCUGAAAACCUGAUCAGCUAUAAUGUUGACAGCCAAGCUAGUAGUAAUCCCAGUGACCUCAAGGAGCUUGCGGCCAAUGGAAGAGAGCAAACGGGGAAAGAGGGACAUGCAAGGACCAAUCAGGUGCCAAGUUCAGGCUUGGCAUUUAUGAAUAAGAAAGUGGUGGAGGUGGUGAAUCUGUCUGUUUCGUGUGCACCGACCUGCCUUCCGUUUUCUUCUGUCUUUCGUGACUCACCAUCUGUCACCAGCCUCUCCGUCCGACAGGCCAACUCCCCCAUUACCCAUCAGCCACUGGGCUCUUUUGGAAUCAUCUCAUCCUCUUCCUCCUCCCUGUGUACUGAACAGGAAAUCAGUCAGAGAAUGCUAAAUUUUUAUAAAGCUAAAGAGGCAUUUCUGGGGAAGUUAGCAUUCCGAGCGACUCUAUACAGUGAUGUUCCUCUCCUCGCAUCUGAUCACCCAUACUUCCCUCCAGAAGAGGAAGAAGAGGAGUUUGAUGAUGGAAUCCACCUGGUAGUGUGUGUCCAUGGUUUAGAUGCCCUCUCAUGCAGAGUUCCCCAAAUAAUGGACCCAAUAGCAGAGUUUGGCUAGUCAAAAUGAAUGAAGUACAGGAAAUGAAUCUUAAAGAGUGAAGAGGUGAGUGCAAGCCAGCUACUAUGUUUACAAACCAAUUUUGACUUGGAAAGGAAAUUUAACUUAAGAGAGAAAAGGUGAGUGUGAGGCAUCCAGCUACUCGGUCCAAAAACCGAUCUCGACUCGAAUUUUUUUUUCCUAAACUAGAGAGAAGUUAAUUUCCUUUUGUUUUACCCCCCACAAAGACCUCUGCAACCACAGCACCAGGACCUAUACCAUUUAUAGGGUGAUGGGUGAUGUAGUUUUUUAGGAAUUUUGCCAUUAAUGGAAGGAGGUCUGCACCUGCCUCUGCCAGCACUCAUGGGUUUACAUAGAUGGACAUUACAAUACUCAUCCCCAAAGGUCGGCUUCCAACAUCUGCAGGCCUGCCCUAUGAUCCUGAUGGAAGGUUCUGAUGAGUUCAGGGUCUAGGAUGAGCUGAGAUGCUCCUUUAACCUUCCCAGUCACUAGGAAUAACAUGAACCCUCACCACAUGCUCCGGCAGGAGCUCAGUGGUCUCCUUGGCUGAGGGAAUUUUCUGCAAUCAAUAAAUGUAUAUGCAUUUGAGAAGCAGUCCUCUACGACUAGUAUAGUGUUGGCUCGAGAAGCAACCAUGUGAUAAAGUCAAGGGAGAUUUGGGACCAAAGAGAUAGGAUAGUGCCAAUGGGCUGUAGAGUACUGGCUUGAGGUGUGAGACAUGGAAUCUGGGGAUAAUCCCAGUGUCCUAUCAAAUACAGUUCCCCAUAUCCAUGAGGAUUAUCCCCACAUUCCAUGUCUCGCACCUCAAACCAGGACUCUACAGUGAAUUGACCUCAACGGUAGCCGGAUGAUGUACCUGACAUUAAUUACCCGUUCUUCCAGCAUUUUGCAAUAGAUAAAAUAUGAUCUACAUAGAUGAACAUGUAAUUACUAAGUGUUUGUCUCAUGACCUCGUUUAUCAAAUGUUGCAAGAUGGCUGGUGCAUUCAACAGCCCAAAUGGCAUCAUGAGGUACUCAUAGUGGACCAAAGGGUUGAUGAAUGCUGUCUUCUGUUCGUCACCCUGCCGCACUCUGAUGAGAUUGUAGAUGCUGCACAGGUCCAGCUUGGAAAAAAAUGGACGUCUGCUGCAGCAACUUAAAAACUGUGUUCACCAGAGGCAGGGGAUAGUGGCCAGUGUAAUCUAUACAAGGAUGAAGGUCCCGAUCUUUCUUCCCCACAAAGAAAAAUCCCACCCCUGCUGGUGAGGUGGAUGGUUAAAUGAAACCUAGCAACCACGACUCCCGAAUGUACUCCUCGGGUGCUCUUUGUUAAGUACAUGAAAGGGAAAACAACCUUCUCUGAGGUAGAGAAGCACCAGGAGGAAGAACAUGGGUCUUACACUUGCUAAAGACAUCCUGGAGGUCAUCCUCAGGUAGCCUGAGGGGAUCAUAGAAAGAUCAGUUUGGUCCUUUGAUGGUGUGACAACUUUCAUGAGAGAUUUUAAACAGAGCUCUUUACACUGAGGUCCCCAAAUAGACACUGACGAUGUGAGCCUGUCAAUGCAGUGGUUAUGCUGCUGCAAUCAAGGAAAGCCUGGAGCAGCUGCAGUUCUGGGGCUUGUGUAAGCAAGAGAGAUAUUUACUCCAUGUGGUGCCUAAUCCUAUGACCUGGUACGUUGACGAACGAAUGGCUGUCAGUGGCUGAGAUGGGCAGAUUCCAUCGUGUUUUAUUCCUCUUGUACUACAGCAAUUUGCCAGCAAUUACAUUUUUUAAAACUUAUUACCAAUGAUGUGUCCUACUUUUUAUCUGUUUAAAGUUAUGUUUAAUGUUGUGGAACAUCCUUAAAAAAUGGUUCCUAUUCUCACUUAAAUUAAAGCAGCUAUAAACUGUCCGUUCCCUCAUAAGCCUCUUAUUUUUUCUCUCUUUUAAAGGGAGCAGAAGAAGAUGAAAAUAUGCAGAUGUUACUUAGAAACCGCACAGUGUAGACUGCUCUCUCCUGAAGAUGUCUGAAAAAUUGAAAAAAGUUACAGCUUUACCUCUGACCGUUACAAAGCACUGACAAUGGAGACUCCUGCUAUGAAUGCUUAAUAAACUUUACCAUCUCAACAAGUGCAGUUUUUAAAAUUUGUUUAUACGAAGUGUCUGCCGUACAAG